AUGGGUGAAUACACUGUACUAGGCCCGUGCACGGGCCCCGCCGAGAACAACACCCGCACCCUCCUCCUCGCGCUGAGGCCGUGCAGCGCCGAGGACGCAGUGGACCAGUUCGACGCGCAAGGCAUCCGCGAGAUGGGCCGCGACGUGCUCGCCCUCGCGACGCAUAACCUCGCGCAGGCGAACAUCCGUUUCGCGACCAGCGCGCACAUGAUCCGCUUCGGGGCAGCCGAGGUCGGCUUCUCGUCUUUCCCCGCGCACCCGUGGCCCGGCGAGCUCGACGACGUGCAGUCGCGCGCGUGGGACCUCCUCGCUGUCGUCUCCAACUCAGGCCUGACGGUCGACCUGGACUCGCUGCGCGAGAUCACGACCCGAGCGUCUGAAGACAUCGGUGACAUGGACGAUGACGAGGGCGGCAACGACACGAUCGCCGCCGCCGAGGGCGCCGACAACGCCUAA
Molecule: messenger RNA, 456 nt
Organism: Vanrija pseudolonga
Lineage: Eukaryota; Fungi; Basidiomycota; Tremellomycetes; Trichosporonales; Trichosporonaceae
Exons: 3
Coding region: 1-456 (151 amino acids)
Source: RefSeq, a predicted model, not a curated record